AAAGGGUGUAAAAUACGAUAGAAAGUAAGGAGAGGUUGACUACAGUGAAUAGGAAAUGAGUAGGAAUUUAUUCAUUACGAUUCUAAUUAAUCUGAUUAUCACGAACUGCGUUCCGGCUAAUAAAAGGGACGAAUCGAUGGAAAUAGAAGAUAGUAUUAGGAAAAGUAUAGAAUUGGAAGAAGAGAUAAAGAAGGAAGAGUUAGACAGCGAAAACGGUUUAACCAGUAGAGAAAUAUUUGAUAUGAAGAUUAAAGAAGAAUUGGAAUGGGAAGAUGAAGAUUUAGAAGAAUCGAGGACUAACUACUUUAGACGGAAAAUGAAAGAUAUGGAAAAGGAAAAAUUUCAAGCUCGCGAAACGAAUCUCCCCAACGAACCAGAUCAUACCACGGAACCGACGAAUUCUGCUGCUAGUCUAAAGAUUACAAGCGCCUUGUGGUUUUUAUUUGCUAGAGAUGGCGCUAGGGAUUUGAAAGUAAAAGAAAAAGUAAAAGAAAACUUAUCUAACCCUAUGGCAUACCCCUACUGUAUUUCUUUCCUGAGGGGCCCUCGAAAUUUUUCUCUACUGUAAACUAACUUCUGUUAUAUUUCCGACAGCCGGUUUACAUUGGUUACUAGUUUACACCUUUUUGUAAGAGACGUUUUACGUCUGUUAAAUAGGCUUAACAUAAACGUUACCAUAAUUUUGUGAUGGGUUGUUACAAGUUACAUACCACAUUCUACAAUUAGAACUCAAUAUAACCUUACAAUUUUGUACAAAA
Molecule: messenger RNA, 758 nt
Organism: Dimorphilus gyrociliatus
Lineage: Eukaryota; Metazoa; Annelida; Polychaeta; Dinophilidae
Source: the annotation of a GenBank genome assembly